AUGAAAUCACCAUUCCUUGGCCUUCUGGCCUUACAAACCGCUUCAGCAGCAAUCACCAAGCGAGCACCGGUUGAUCACGGCUGGCAAUGCAUCUCGCCUGCUCCUCGCGAUGGAUCUAUCAAGCUACACAUUGCUAUCCGGCAAGCAGAUGGCGGGAACGCAGUGGAACAGCAGCUCUUGAAGGCCUCGGAUCCGAACAGCGCAACAUUCCGACAACAUCUCACUGCGAAAGAGGUCGCUCAACUUUCCCAGCCGUCUGAUGAGAGCGUCAAUACUGUACAGGAUUGGCUUCGACAGCAUGGCCUUAUCACGAGUACGGUGCAGCCUCAUGGAAUCUGUGAGAUCGACACGACCAUUUCGGUCGUGGAGAAUAUGCUAAAUGCGAGCUAUCAUUCCUUCUCUGAUGGCACUGCGACAAUCAUGCGGACGGAGAUUUUCUAUUUGCCUGACGGCAUUGCGAAGCACAUUGACUUCAUUACCCCAACGACAAUGUUUCCAAACCCGUCGAAGGGCGAUGGGAUCCAUCGCGAAUUAUUGAAGAGAUCGCAAACCACCCAGCAGCUGGAGAGGCGAGACUCUUGUGGGCCUAACGACUACUCUACUCCAACAUGUAUUCGCCAGGUCUAUGGUAUCAACUACACAGCCGCCCCAAAUCGCACCACUUUCGCUGUUUUCGCCACAGAAGGCGCCUCUGCAACGUACGAUCAGGCUAGUCUGCAAAAGUAUCUCGAGCAGUACAACAAGCCAGCCGCAGCCGCUCGACCAUCCUAUAUUAUCAAUGGAGCAGGAGACCCUGCGAACGAGGGUGGCAUCGAGGCAGACUUUGAAGUGGCUCUCGAUACGCAAGCUCUGCUAGGACUCGCCUGGCCUGCCCAAGGGAUCCUGUACAAUCGAGGGGGCGUCUUUGGUCCGAACGUAGGAACAGAGUACGACCGAUUUGUGGCGUUUCUGACUGAGCUCAUGAACUACGAGACUGUGCCCAGUGUGGUUUCGUUCUCGGAGAGCCAGCCUGAAAACUUGAUGGAUCGUGACUAUGCCCUGCGACUGUGCAACAUGAUGGCUGCGAUUGGUGACCGUGGCGUGACGCUGAUCUUCUCCAGUGGGAAUAACGGGGCCAACGGUGACAACGCCAGCAACGAUCCACCCCACAAAGCCAUCUUCGAGCCUAAAUUCCCAGCCUCCUGCCUUUGGGUCACAUCCGUCGGCGGCACAACCAACCUCGCAGACGAACAAGCCGCCACAAAGAGCACAAUCCCUCUCCUCUCAAGCAUCGGUGGCUACGUAGCAAGCGGUGGAGGCUUUUCAAACUAUUUCCCAGCCCCAUCGUGGCAAGCUGUCGCUACGACGAACUACAUCAGCACGCACGUCCCAACCUCAUACUUCACCGAAUCCGGCUUCUCGCGUUAUGGUCGUGGGAUACCCGACGUGAGCGCCUUCAGCACGCAGUUCCCAACUUAUGUGAAUGGAUUUAGCGUUCCUAUCGGCGGUACAUCCGCCGCGGCGCCUACCUGGGCUGCGAUCAUUACCCUACUCAACGACUACCAGGCCUCGAAAGGCCGGCCUACGCUGGGGUUCAUCAAUCCUUGGUUGUAUAGCUUGAAGUAUGGGUUGAAGGACAUUGUCAAGGGAGGGAAUAACAAGGGUGAUUGCUCAUUCUUGCAAGGGUGUCGGUUGGAGAAGACGCUAGGGUACGAUGUGACUGAGGGAUGGGAUCCUGUUACGGGGUUGGGGAGUCCGUUGUUUUCGGAAUUGAUCAGGGCGUUGGAUGAUCCUACGAGUGCCGCGAGUCCGCCUUGA
Messenger RNA from Zasmidium cellare ATCC 36951, 1797 nucleotides. RefSeq lists its product as uncharacterized. Lineage: Eukaryota; Fungi; Ascomycota; Dothideomycetes; Mycosphaerellales; Mycosphaerellaceae. Gene Ontology annotation, biological process: proteolysis. The record is from RefSeq and is a predicted model, not a curated record. Bases 1 to 1797 code for a protein of 598 amino acids. Gene Ontology annotation, molecular function: tripeptidyl-peptidase activity; serine-type endopeptidase activity. The transcript is spliced from 2 exons.